This is a messenger RNA of Rhinolophus ferrumequinum (greater horseshoe bat), 1554 nucleotides long. RefSeq names its product PRAME nuclear receptor transcriptional regulator (gene PRAME). Gene Ontology annotation, cellular component: cytoplasm. NCBI's taxonomy places the organism in Eukaryota, Metazoa, Chordata, Mammalia, Chiroptera, Rhinolophidae. Gene Ontology annotation, biological process: positive regulation of cell population proliferation; negative regulation of cell differentiation; negative regulation of DNA-templated transcription. The record is from RefSeq and is a predicted model, not a curated record. The transcript has 4 exons.
AUGGUGAAACCCUCUUUGGAUUUCAUUCAGUUAGCCAAGAAAGGUACUAAGGGUGUGUUUCAGAGUAGAUUCAUUAGGAUGACUUUUCCGGACCCAGGCAGACUUGUGGAACUGGCGUGUCAGAGCCUGCUGACGGAUGAGGCCAUGGCCAUUGCUGCUCUGGAGUCGCUGCCCGUGGAGCUCUUCCCGCCAUUGUUUGUGGCAGCCUUUGCCGGGAGGCACAGCAAGACCCUGAAGGUGAUGGUACAGGCCUGGCCCUUCCCCUGCCUCCCUAUGGGGGCCCUGAUGAAGGAGCAGCAGCCUUACCACGACACCAUCCAGGCUGCGCUUGAUGGACUCGAUGUCCUUCUUUCCCAGGCGGUUCGCCCCAGGAGAUGGAAACUGCAAGUGCUGGAUUUACAGAAGAAUGUUCAUCAGGACUUCUGGACCGUGUGGUCUGGAACCAAGAGCAGUAUGUGCUCCUUGUUGGAGCCAGAGCUGGCCCAGCCCAGGAAGAAGAGGCAGAGAGUUGACGGUUCAGGCGCGAGGGUGAAGCCACCCUCGGCCUCCAUGGAGGUGUUCAUAGACCUUUCCCUCAAGGAGGGCACCCCUGAUAAGUCCGUCUCUUACCUCAUUAAAAAAAUCAGGCAGAAGAGAGGUUUGCUGCGCCUGUGCUGUCAGAAGCUGAAGAUUUCUUCAGUGUCGAUGCAAAACAUUAGGAUCCUGAAAAUGGUGCAGCUCGACUCUGUUCAGGAUUUGGAAGUGAACUGCACCUGGAAACUGUCCGCCCUGGAGAAGUUCACUCCUUACCUGGGCCAGAUGGGCAAUUUGCACCGCCUCCUUCUCUCCCACAUCCACAUGUCUUCCCAUAUCACCCUGGAGCAGGAGGAACAGUGUGUUAGCCAGUUCACCUCUCAGUUCCUCAGCCUGCUCCACCUCCAGGAGCUCGGUUUGGACUCUGUCGCCUUCCUCCAAGGCCACCUGGACCAGUUGCUCAGGUGAGGGAUGACCCCCUUGGAGACCUUGGCAAUCACUAACUGCCUGCUUUCGGGAGUAGACUUGAUGCACCUGUCCCAGAGACUGAACGUCAGUCAGCUGAAGGACCUGAGUCUCACUGGGGUCAACCUGACCAGUGUAAGUUCUGAGCCCCUCCAAGUUCUGUUAGAGAGAGCCUCUGCUACCCUCCAGGACCUGGACUUGGAUGAGUGUGGGAUCAUGGACCACGAGCUCACUGCUAUCAUGCCUAUCCUGAGCCGCUGCUCCCAGCUCACGACCUUCAGUUUCUGUGGAAACCCCAUCUCUGUGGCCGUCCUGGAGGACCUGCUGCGUCACACCAUUGGGCUGAGCAAGCUGAGCCAUGUGCUAUAUCCCACCCCCCUGGAGAGUUACCAGGAUGUCCACGGCAACCCCCACGUGGGCGUUCUUGCCCAGGUGCAUGCCAGGCUGAGGCAGAUGCUGCAGGAGUUGGGACGACCUAACGUGAUCUGGUUCAGUGCCAGCCGCUGUGCUGAUUGUGGUGACAGGACCUUCUAUGACCCAGAUCCCAUUCUGUGUCCCUGUUAUAUGUCUGUCUAG